GUAAAGUUGUUUAUACUUUAAGAUGCGUUUUAAAAUUAAAGUUUUCAUUUUUUUCUUUUUUUGUUACAAUUGGAUUGGAUGUGUUAAAGCAAAUCUUAAGGAUUUGGUACUAUCUUUUGUAAUUUCAGAAUACUCGCAGACCUGUGCAGUUUUAAUGCCGAAAUUAUGCUGGUCUGGGUAUGACAAGAACUUGUUAGCUCGAAAUCUUUUCGAAGUGAACGUAUUUUUGGCGCCAUCGCUCCAGCCGAAUACCACUGAGUACUUUCUCCAUCAAGUGGUUAUUUUGGCGGACCUAUCCUGCCCUGGGACUGAAUCGUUUUUGAUACAGGCAAGUGAGCAAGGAUACUUCAAGUCUCCGUACCGCUGGUUGAUACUGGACUCAGACGUGGGUGCAUACAAGUUCGACUUGUUCGAUAAGCUGGAUAUGCCUCUCAACAGCAACGUUGUCAUCGCUAAGAGAAUAGGCCGCGACCAUUACCAUUUUAUUGAAGCAUAUAAAAUCGCUGAAGGCUCGGAUGUUAUUUACACCACAAGAGGCGCUUGGCAGACAGCCAGCUCUAAAAAUCUAAUAUCUCUAGAUUUAUAUAACUCCAACAACUCUCUAACAGAAAGAAACGUGAUUUAUAGAACAAGUGCCACUAACGGCGGAGAAAAUAGACAUGUCAAGUCAACCAAAUAUGGCACAGUGGAGGACUACAGGAACGUUAAAAUAAUGUCACUGAGAAGGAUGGAUAUAACAGGACACCCUCUCACUAUGGUGAUGGUUGUAGUCGACAGCAAUGACACUAGGGAUCAUUUGGAUGACAGACUAAAUCUUCAGCAUGACUCCAUAUCGAAAAUGUCGCACAUGGUGGUAAGGGUAUGCUUCGAUAUGCUCAACGCGAGCGAAAAAAGGCUGUUCACUCACACUUGGGGAUAUAAGGAUAAGGAUGGCAACUGGCAGGGCUUGAUUGAUCAUCUACUGAAGAAGGAAGGUGACCUUGGUACGAUAACGAUUUUCACAGAAGACCGCACGAAAGUGAUAGACUACAUAGCCAUGAUAGGCUCGACGGCAGUCAGAUUCUCGUUCAGGGAGCCUCCUUUAGCUCUGAUGGAGAAUAUAUUCGCUCUACCCUUCACUGGUGCGGUAUGGUUCGCGAUCUUCAUUUGCGUGCUGGGAUGCGCCGUGUUUCUCUACAUCACGUCCAAGUGGGAGGCCAGCGUUAGCAUGCAUCCACUGCAGCUGGAUGGGACUUGGGCAGAUGUGCUUAUCUUGAUUAUUGGCGCAGUGUUGCAGCAAGGAUGUACUUUGGAACCGAGAUAUGCUGCAGGUCGCUGUGUAACAUUGUUGUUAUUCGUGGCGUUAACAAUCCUUUACGCUGCCUACUCGGCGAACAUAGUGGUGCUGCUGCGGGCACCCAGCUCCUCAGUGAAGACCCUGCCUGACCUACUGAACUCACCAUUGAAACUAGGGGCUAGUGAUUUUGAAUAUAACCGGUAUUUUUUUAGUAAAAUGAAUGACCCAAUCAGAAAAGCUAUUUACGAUAAGAAAAUCGCACCGAAAGGGAAAAAGCCCAACUUUUACAGCAUGAAAGAAGGCAUCGAAAAAGUGAGAAAAGGUCUGUUCGCUUUCCACAUGGAACUGAACCCAGGGUACAGGCUGAUCCAAGAGACGUUCCUUGAAGAGGAGAAAUGUGACCUGGUAGAGAUAGAUUACCUUAACGAAAUCGAUCCUUGGCUCCCUGGGCAAAAACGAUCUCCUUACAAGGAUUUGUUCAAAAUCAGCUUCGCCAAAAUCCGUGAGACUGGCGUCCAAGCGAACAUACACCACCGUCUCCAAGUCGGCAAGCCGCACUGCUCGGGCAGCGUUUCUACAUUCAGCAGUGUGGGCAUCACCGACAUGUACCCGGCGCUCAUCGCCACACUAUACGGCGCAUUCUUCUCCGUCGCUGUCCUCAUACUCGAGAUCAUGUAUAAGAGGCUGAUGACGGUGAGAGACAAAAGAAGAACCAAGAAAAAUCUGGUCUUCACCACAAUACCUUUUCAAAAAAAUCGGCUUCAAGAAACAGAAAAUAUGAGAAGAGCAAUAAUUUGGCUUUUGUUUUUGUUCAAUUUUAAUUUGAAUGUACACGCUAAAGACAUGAUCACAAUUAAUUUUGUAAAAAGCUUCAUUCAAAAUGAGUUUAAACCUACGAGUCUGAUCUACAGGAACUUAUGUUGGAAGAAAAGUGAAACAUUAAAACUGACUAAAGAAUUAUCUAAUGCUUUAAACACCAGAGUAUCGUCAAAUUAUAGAGAGGGUGGUUAUCUUCAAGAUCACACGAUUUUAUUUCUUGUAGAUUUAGACUGUGUGCACUCAAAAGCAGUUUUUAACGAUUCAAGACUUCUACGUUUCCCGUAUCGUUGGCUAGUUCUACAUGAUCAUCAAAAUCAGAACCAGUCAAAAGUUCAGCAACUUUUGGAUCUCCCUUUAUUAGCUGACAGUGAUUUUGUGUUAGCAGAACGGAAUGAAAAUAAUUUUACAUUAACUGAACUACAUAAACCAUCUACCUUUGGUCCAACGCACUCUAACCCAAGAGGUCAAUACAAUGGGAAAGACUCCAAGUUAAUAGAUACAAGACCUCGCAGGGAGCUGUUCAGACGAAGACAAGAUAUAAUGGGCCAUCCACUCACCGUGUCAAAUGUUAUACAGGAAAGCAACUCCACACAGUACCAUCUACCUAGAGAAGAUAGACUAGAACUUCAAUACGACUCAAUACCAAAGCUAUGUUGGAUGAACAUUCGCGUAGCUUUAGAAUUUCUCAACGCUACACCACGAUACAUCUUCAGCCAUAGGUGGGGAUAUAAGAGGAACGGCCAGUGGUCCGGCAUGAUAGACGACCUGAACAGAGGGAGAGCUGAUCUAGGAACAAAUUGCAUUCCGUUUGUCGAACGACUGAGCGUUGUCGUAUUCACCAGUUCCGUUUCGAAAUUCAAAACCAAGUUUAUCUUUCGCCAACCGCCUCUUUCCUUCGUCUCCAACAUUUUCACCCUCACUUUCUCGCUCAACGUUUGGAUUGCGGUCAUCGUCUGCAUUAUUGUUUCUUGUAUCACUAUUUGUAUUGCUACUAAAUGGGAGGCCUCUGUAAUGGGUGCGGAUGAAACUCAACUUGAUGGUAGCAUUGGAGACGCAACACUUUUAACAAUCUGCGCCGUCAGUCAACAAGGUUGUUCUAAAGAACCCAAGAAGCUUUCUGGACGUAUUAUCCUAUUAGUAGUGUUCACCGCAUUGAUGGCGCUUUACGCGGCGUAUUCUGCAAACAUUAUUGUGCUGCUUCAAGCUUCCUCGAACUCUAUAAAGACCCUGGAACAUCUUGCUCACUCCAAAUUAACACUUGCGGCUGUCGAUUUGGAUGCCAAUUAUUUUGUUCUGAAGGGUAAUAAAGACGCAGUAAGACGCCUUAUUUACAGUAAGGUAGAGCCAGCAAAAGGCAAAGCUCAAUUUUAUAGCUUGGAUGAAGGUGUAGAGCUCCUACGACAAGGUCACUUUGCCUUAUACUCCACCAUGGGGUCUAUCUACCGACGCAUCGAACAGUCUUUCCUGGAGACAGAGAAAUGUGAUCUCAUGGAGGUGGACUAUAUGGAAGGGAUGAAUCCAUACGUGCCAGUUUAUAAGCAUUCACCUUAUAUAGAGCUGCUGAAAGUUGCUUUCAAGCGUAUCCACGAAUCCGGUAUCCAGAUGGCACUGCACAACCGCAUGCAGGUGUCCAAACCACGCUGCACCGGCAACGUAGCCGCCUUCAGCAGCGUCAAUCUUGAGCACCUUCGACCAGUUCUGCUGUUCAUCAUUUACGGCAUCGGAGUUGCUGUGCUGAUACUUUUGGCUGAGAUUUCGAUGCACAAAAUAAGUACUCGGCGAACUGCUGGAUUGAAUGAUAAAUUCGUGAAACGUAAAAUGUAAUACCUAGGUAUUAAAUAACCAUUGCCGUAAUAAA
Molecule: messenger RNA, 3953 nt
Organism: Maniola jurtina (meadow brown)
Lineage: Eukaryota; Metazoa; Arthropoda; Insecta; Lepidoptera; Nymphalidae
Exons: 25
Coding region: 23-3919 (1298 amino acids)
Cellular component (GO): membrane
Molecular function (GO): ligand-gated monoatomic ion channel activity
Source: RefSeq, a predicted model, not a curated record